UUCACUUUGCUGCCAAGCUCGACUUCCUGUUGUGGCAUUUUUCCAUUGGAUAAAGGUGUUAUUAUCGUCCCCAGUGCUGGUGUUGGAAUUGUCCUGGGAGGCUACAUUAUAAAAAAACUGAAACUUGGUGCAAGAGAAUCUGCAAAACUAGCCAUGAUCUGCAGUGGUGUGUCUUUACUGUGCUUUUCAACCCUGUUCAUUGUUGGAUGUGAAAGCAUUAAUCUAGGGGGCAUAAACAUCCCGUAUACGACAGGACCUUCUCUGACCAUGCCCCACAGGAACCUGACGGGAAGCUGCAAUGUCAAUUGUGGUUGUAGAAUACACGAGUACGAGCCAGUGUGUGGGUCGGAUGGGAUUACAUACUUUAACCCUUGUCUGGCUGGCUGCAUGAAUAGUGGCAAUCUUAGCACUGGGAUUCGGAAUUACACGGAAUGCACCUGCGUCCAGAGCCGCCAAGUGAUCACCCCGCCCACCGUGGGCCAGCGCGGCCAGCUCCGCGUGGUCAUAGUCAAAACGUAUCUCAACGAGAACGGCUAUGCCGUGUCGGGGAAGUGCAAGCGGACGUGCAACACGCUCAUCCCCUUCUUAGUGUUCUUGUUCAUUGUCACCUUCAUCACGGCGUGUGCCCAGCCGUCAGCCAUCAUAGUCACGCUCAGGUCUGUGGAAGACGAAGAGAGACCUUUUGCGCUGGGGAUGCAGUUUGUCUUGCUGCGAACACUUG
Chinchilla lanigera (long-tailed chinchilla) is the source of this 721-nucleotide messenger RNA. RefSeq names its product solute carrier organic anion transporter family member 5A1. The record is from RefSeq and is a predicted model, not a curated record. Gene Ontology annotation, cellular component: membrane. Gene Ontology annotation, biological process: sodium-independent organic anion transport; transmembrane transport. Gene Ontology annotation, molecular function: protein binding. Lineage: Eukaryota; Metazoa; Chordata; Mammalia; Rodentia; Chinchillidae.